AUGGUGAAGCAAACUAAUCAGGGCUCUGUUGCUAUUUGUGCAUGGGAAGCAGAAGACUCCAUUGAAGUUCCUUUGACAUUCACUAGCAUUUUCAUUUCUUUUGGAGCUACAAUUAGUGGAUUAGUCAAGGGUUGUAGAGGUUUAAUUGGGGUUGAUGGUGCACAUCUCAAGGGUCAAUAUGGAGGCACACUCCUUUCAGCUAGUGCUCUAGAUGGUAAUAAUCAUCUAUUUCCUAUUGGUUGGGCUAUUGUUUCUAGUGAAGAUCAAGAAACAUGGAAAUUUUUUGUGUGGCACUUGAAGAAGAUACUAAAGGUGAGUGGUAGAGGUGAUGAUUGGACCAUCAUAUCUGAUAGACAAAAGGGAAUUGAGAUAGCCUUGAAUGAGCUAUGGCCAACUACUAGGAGGAGAUAUUGCUGCAAGCAUUUAUCUGCAAACUCGAAAAAAAUAUCCAGGGUCGUUGAUUUCAAGAAAGCUAUGAAAGCCAUUAACGAUGCGACCCUACGGCAAGGGAGUGGCUUGCAGAUAUUGGAGAUCAAUCAAGAUGGACAAAGUAUGCAUUUGACCCUAAUGUCUGUUGUAACGAGAACAAAACGAACUUUGUUGAGAGCUUCAAUGCAACUCUUGGAGUUGAUAGGUAUAAGGAGAGUAACUAUGGUAAGAAUGGCCACAAGAAAGGAAAAGAGUGAAAACUGGAUAGACACUGAUUUCUGUCCUAAUAUAGUGAAGCGAGUGAAGUCCCUAAUUUCGGACUCAAGAACAUGUAAGGUUUUCAAUUCUGGUGAUGGAUUUUAUGAGAUUAAAGAUGGUAAACCUUGUCUGCGAGCUUAA
Messenger RNA from Amaranthus tricolor (Joseph's coat), 828 nucleotides. RefSeq lists its product as uncharacterized. The record is from RefSeq and is a predicted model, not a curated record. The transcript has 4 exons. Bases 1 to 828 code for a protein of 275 amino acids. NCBI's taxonomy places the organism in Eukaryota, Viridiplantae, Streptophyta, Magnoliopsida, Caryophyllales, Amaranthaceae.